UUAAAGAAAGAAACAUUGUUAAAUAACACUUGAAAAUUGAAUGAAGAGGAAAUUUUAACGGAGUGAAUAUUCUCGAAAUUUGAUUUUUUUUGCAAAAGUUAAUAGUUGUACAUCGACAAUAUUUAUUGAGCAUUUAUUUAUGAAAAUGGAAUUGAGUCUGACGAUAGUUGUAACGAUAAUUUUAAUCAAUGGAUUUUACGCAGCUUCACUGUCCGGGAUUGACAUUACUUUACAGACUGACCCACACAGUGACAGGCAUCAUCAUUAUCAGCGAAUAACAUUAAAACACUUCUCAGAACACGCUUUAUGCAGAAAUACUCGUGGAAAGAUAACGUUCCUGACGGCACUUGAAGACUACUUUCAAAAUAUAUCAGAGACAUUGCGGGUCAAUUUUAUCCUUGAAUUGUGUUCGAGACGGGAUGACAUGCUGAUUGACUGGGUGAAGGAAAUAUUCGACAAAGACGGUGACGGUUACAUAUCGCACUUUGAACGGAUAUUCUACAACUACAGAAUAGUAUAUGGAGAGGGCAUUUGGAAGAAUAACCUGUUAAACGACGUAUAGUAUUGAACACAUCAUGAAUAGCGAGGAAGAAAUAGCAAUACCAGAACCCUUUCACCAACAA
Messenger RNA from Mya arenaria, 623 nucleotides. RefSeq lists its product as uncharacterized. The record is from RefSeq and is a predicted model, not a curated record. The transcript has 4 exons. The coding region runs from base 140 to 562 and encodes 140 amino acids. NCBI's taxonomy places the organism in Eukaryota, Metazoa, Mollusca, Bivalvia, Myida, Myidae.